This is a messenger RNA of Sinocyclocheilus anshuiensis, 2184 nucleotides long. RefSeq names its product TAF6 RNA polymerase II, TATA box binding protein (TBP)-associated factor (gene taf6). The transcript is spliced from 10 exons. The annotation marks the transcript as partial. Gene Ontology annotation, molecular function: transcription coactivator activity; RNA polymerase II general transcription initiation factor activity. Gene Ontology annotation, biological process: transcription initiation at RNA polymerase II promoter; RNA polymerase II preinitiation complex assembly. The record is from RefSeq and is a predicted model, not a curated record. Gene Ontology annotation, cellular component: transcription factor TFIID complex; SAGA complex; SLIK (SAGA-like) complex. Lineage: Eukaryota; Metazoa; Chordata; Actinopteri; Cypriniformes; Cyprinidae.
UUUAUCUUCACCUCAGUUCCUAAAGAGCAGCAGAAGACAGAUUCCACAGAGCCACUCAAAGCUGUCAAACCUGGACAGGAAGAGGAAGGCUCUAUCCAGACCAAGGGUCAGGGUGCAAGCUCUGCAGAAGUCAAAGGAAAAGAGAAGAUGCGGAUGAAGCCACGUAGCACACAUGAGCUUUCUGUGGAGCAGCAGCUGUACUAUAAAGAAAUCACCGAAGCAUGUGUGGGAUCAUGUGAAGCCAAAAGAGCGGAAGCACUGCAGAGCAUAGCCACAGACCCAGGGCUGUACCAGAUGCUGCCAAGGUUCAGUACCUUCAUCUCUGAGGGCGUCCGUGUAAAUGUUGUUCAGAAUAACCUGGCUCUGCUGAUAUACUUGAUGAGGAUGGUGAAGGCUUUAAUGGACAAUCCAACUCUAUAUUUGGAGAAAUAUCUCCAUGAGUUGAUCCCAGCGGUGGUGACGUGUAUUGUCAGUAAGCAGCUGUGUCUGAGGCCUGACGUGGACAAUCACUGGGCUCUGCGAGACUUUGCUGCCCGGCUGAUGGCUCAGAGCUGCAAGACGUUCAGCACAACAACCAACAACAUCCAGUCACGUAUCACCAAGACGUUUACUAAGGCAUUGUUGGAUGAUAAGACUCAGUGGACAACUCGUUAUGGCUGCAUUGCUGGACUUGCUGAACUUGGGCAUGACGUGAUAAAGACAUUGAUCAUCCCUCGGCUGUCUGUAGAGGGUGCUCGUAUUAAAGCUGUGAUGGAUGGGCCAGUGGUGUCCAACAUUGAUAAGAUCGGAGCUGAUCACGUCCAGAGUCUGUUACUGAAACACUGUGCAUGUGUGGUUGCUAAAACUAGACCGCUCCCAGAUAUGGUGGAUCAAUACAAGGCAGAUUAUGGUUAUCUGGGCACCAUGCUUUGUUCACAUGUGGUGAAGGCCCGUGCACAGGCUGCCUUCCAGGCCCAAACUGUUAACAGAACCACACUCACUAUCACACAGCCACGCCCAACUCUGUCAAUGUCUCAGAGUGGAUUGUCCGCAUCAAGUGGGUCACGCACACCAAGCAUUAUUAAAGUACCCAGUUCACUCACCCUUAUGUCCACUCGCCCUGGAACACCCACCCAGCCAUCACCCCCAGCAACCAAAUAUAUUGUUAUGGCAACAAGUGCAGGAGCUGCAUCCACACAGCAGGUAAUCACUCUCAGCUCCUCCCAGUCUGGAUCUUCUGUCACAAGUACAGUCCCUAGCACCCCCACAUCUUUACAACCACUCGUCAAACUGGAGUCUGGAACCACAGGUGCUGUGAGUGGCUCGCGCCCUCUUCAGAAAUACAUUGUGGUGUCUUUGCCUUCAUCCUCUUCCUCACUGGAGAACAAGGGCUCAGGUGUCUUCCCAUCCUCUACCUCACCUAUCAGUAUGGAGUCGGCUGUCAAGUUGGAACGUUCAGAAUCACCGGCUGCAAACACACAGUCGCCACAUUGAAACACACACUCGCUUGCUCCACCAAGAUACAGAAGAACAAUAAAUGUAGCUUGAGACUCGUAAUAGUGCUUGCACAGCACUUUCAGACAAACUGACAUGCAUGCUUAGAAUUAGGAAAGCGAGCAAAUAGCUAUGCACAUUUGGACCAUAAGACUCACUCACAUACAUCGACAUCGUGUACACACACACAUAUAUAUAUAUAUCGAAACAUGAACAAUCAAUCAUGUAUACACACAGAUACAUGUCUGAAUACUGUGUUUGUGUAUAUAUGUGUGUGUGUGUGUGUGUGUAAGUGUGCAUAUAUAUAUAUAUAUAUAUAUAUAUAUACAUGCAUACACACAGAAACGCAUACAUAGUUGCCAUUGUGGCUGCAAGCACAGAGGAGAUGUAACAGUGACAGCCAUACACACAUCACAGAAAAAUACAGGAUGGAAAUUGAUUGUGAUUUGAGAUUUACCAAAAGUGGUGUGUGUGAAGAUAGCACAAGUCAGUGUUUGAGCUCACAGCUCUAGCCAUGCUUCAUUAAUGAACAUAAGGAUAUGGUUGUAUUUAUAAGGGGAGAAGGAAUGAUAGAUGUGGAUUGUGUGGGUAGAAAACAAAAAAGGGACAGUGGGUCCAUCACUGUCUAAUUUACAUUUGUAUAAUUAAGUACAUAUGUGUGCUUUAUGAUCGAAAACUGAGUAUUGAUCGGGUUUAAUGAACAAUUUAACU